GCGCAGCGCAGCGCGGCGACCAUGGUGGCGCGUCCCUGAUUGCCUCUCCCCGGUGGGGACGGCCGCGGGGCGGCGGCGGCGGCCCGUGCCCCGGCGGGCGGGGGCGCGGGAUGACCGGGGUGCUGGAGAGCCUGGUGCCGGACAUGCACGCCAGCCAGAUCUCCGCCGGCAGCUACCACCAGCACGGCGGCCUGCACAAGCCGCAGGAGUCCCCCACGCUGCCCGUCUCCACGGCCACCGACAGCAGCUACUACACCAACCAGCAGCACGGGGCGGCGGGCGGGCCGCCCUACGGCCCGGUGGGCUCCUACCCCUACGCGGGCGGCGGCACCGCCCCCUACUCCGCCAAGGCCGGCUACGACCUGGGCUACCAGGCCGCCUACGGCUCCUACGGGCCCUACGGCAGCAGGGCCUCUCCGGCCAACAACGACUCCGCAGAGAAGGAAGACUGCGAGCCGGAGAUCAGGAUCGUGAACGGGAAGCCGAAGAAAGUGCGGAAGCCCCGGACCAUCUACUCCAGCUUCCAGCUGGCGGCUCUGCAGAGGCGCUUCCAGAAAACCCAGUACCUCGCCCUGCCCGAGAGAGCGGAGCUGGCGGCCUCCCUCGGCCUCACCCAGACACAGGUGAAGAUCUGGUUUCAGAACCGCCGCUCCAAGUUCAAGAAGAUGUGGAAGAGCGGCGAGAUCCCGGCGGAGCCGCCCCCCCGCCGCAGCGCCUCGCCGCCGCCCCCCGCCUCGCCCCCCGCCUGGGACUUCGCUCCGCACCCGCGCACGGCGGGCGGCACCGCCAGCCCCAGCCCCGCCGCCGCCUUCCUCGGUAGCUACUCGUGGUACCCGCCGGCGCCCGGCGGCCCGGCGCACCUGCCGGCGGCCGCCCCCCUCCCGCAGCCGGCGCAGCCCCCGCACCACCACGGCGGCGGCGGCGGCGGCAUCUUCUAG
Messenger RNA from Falco peregrinus (peregrine falcon), 938 nucleotides. It is a transcript of the gene DLX2, whose product is annotated as distal-less homeobox 2. Gene Ontology annotation, molecular function: DNA-binding transcription factor activity, RNA polymerase II-specific; RNA polymerase II cis-regulatory region sequence-specific DNA binding. The coding region runs from base 111 to 938 and encodes 275 amino acids. NCBI's taxonomy places the organism in Eukaryota, Metazoa, Chordata, Aves, Falconiformes, Falconidae. The record is from RefSeq and is a predicted model, not a curated record. Gene Ontology annotation, biological process: embryo development; negative regulation of transcription by RNA polymerase II; cell differentiation. The transcript is spliced from 3 exons.